CACUCGGGUAGCGGACAAGAUGACCGCAUCUUCUACGGAAUCUCAUGCAUGCAGGGAUGGCGCAUCAGCAUGGAGGACGCCCAUGCCACUAUCCUCGACCUGCAACCUCUCGAAGGCGACGAUCUGAAGCCUGCCGCAUCCGACGUUCGCAUCAGCUUUUUCGGUGUCUAUGACGGCCACGGUGGAGACAAGGUCGCGCUCUACACUGGCGAAAAUCUGCACAAAAUCAUCGCAAAGCAGGAAGCCUUCAAGAACAAGGAUUUUGAGCAAGCCCUCAAAGACGGUUUCCUGGCCAUUGACAGGGCCAUUCUGAGCGUUUCUGGAUGUACCGCCACCGUUGGCAUUGUGACUCACGACAAGAUCUACGUUGUAUGUUGGCAUAUCUUCCUCACUGGAAAGCGCUUUACUGACCAGCCAGNNGGCAACGCUGGUGACUCCAGAACUGUUCUUGGUGUCAAGGGCAGAGCGAAGCCUCUCUCCUUUGACCACAAGCCUCAGAACGAGGGCAGAAUUUGCGCCGCCGGCGGCUUUGUCGACUUCGGUCGUGUCAACGGCAACCUCGCCCUCUCCCGUGCCAUCGGUGAUUUCGAGUUCAAGAAGAGCGCCGACCUUCCUCCUGAGCAGCAAAUCGUUACCGCUUACCCCGACGUGACUGUUCACGACCUUUCUGACGAUGACGAGUUCAUUGUGCUUGCAUGUGACGGUAUCUGGGACUGCCAGUCUUCGCAAGCCGUUAUCGAGUUCGUCCGCCGUGGUAUUGCAGCUAAGCAGGAGCUGUCUGCCAUCUGUGAAAAUAUGAUGGACAACUGCCUGGCCUCGAACAGCGAGACCGGUGGUGUGGGCUGCGACAACAUGACUAUUUCGGUUGUUGCUUUGCUCAAUGGCAAGACCAAGGAAGAGUGGUACCAAAUGAUUGCGGACAGAGUCGCAAACGGUGACGGACCCUGCGCACCCCCAGAGUACGCCGAAUUCAAGGGACCUGGUGUGCACCACCGCUUUGACAACGACAGCCCGGAUGAGUACGAUAUGGACAUGGAGCAACGUUCGCGCAUGCUUAGCGGACACCCCGGUCGCGUCAUCCUGCUUGGUGAUGGCACGGAAAUCAUGACGGAUUCUGGAGAGAACGACACAGACAUGUUCGACCAGAGCGAUGAUGAGGAGAAAGACCUCGCCAGCCAGGUCAGCAAGGGACAGGACGAGGGCAAGAACGGAUCACAAGAACAAGGUACUGGAGAGACGAAAACGCCCGCAGAGCCCAAGAUGGGUGGUGUUCAGGAUUCGGCAUAA
This is a messenger RNA of Aureobasidium musti, 1287 nucleotides long. NCBI's taxonomy places the organism in Eukaryota, Fungi, Ascomycota, Dothideomycetes, Dothideales, Saccotheciaceae. The record is from the annotation of a GenBank genome assembly.